Molecule: messenger RNA, 402 nt
Organism: Candoia aspera
Lineage: Eukaryota; Metazoa; Chordata; Lepidosauria; Squamata; Candoiidae
Product: phospholipase A2 homolog 1-like
Exons: 4
Coding region: 1-402 (133 amino acids)
Biological process (GO): arachidonate secretion; lipid catabolic process; negative regulation of T cell proliferation
Molecular function (GO): phospholipid binding; calcium ion binding
Source: RefSeq, a predicted model, not a curated record
AUGAAAACUUUCUGGGGACUGAUGAUGUUGCUGGUGGGCGUCGAGGGAAGCCUCGGAGAACUUGGGAAGAUGAUCGAAGAAGAGCUGGGGACAUUUGCUAUUUUAGACUACGGCGAUUACGGAUGCUACUGCGGGCUGGGCGGGGAGGGCCGGCUGCAAGACUCCACGGACCGCUGCUGUUUCACCCACGACCACUGUUACGAAUAUCUAACCACCUGUCACCCCAAACUCAAUACAUACAAAUACACCCGGGUCGACCGAGUCAUCCACUGUGGGGAGGAGACCUGGUGUGAGAAGCAGGUCUGCAAGUGUGACAGGGCCCUGGUCAUCUGCUUCCGAGAGAAUUGGGACACGUACGAUGAAAAAUUAAAGUAUUACAAGUUAAAACCGGGGAACUGCUGA